AUGAGUCCAGUAAUAGUCGUAACUGGUGCCAACAAGGGCAUCGGAUACGAGAUAUCUAAGAAGCUUAUCGCUGAUGGUGCCAAGGUCAUCAUGACUGACAGAGAUCAAGGCAGACUUGAUGAAGUUGCUAAUAAUCUGAAGCCGUUCGGCGCUGUUAAGCUCGACGUGACUAACGAUGCAUGA
This is a messenger RNA of Perkinsus marinus ATCC 50983, 183 nucleotides long. RefSeq lists its product as hypothetical. NCBI's taxonomy places the organism in Eukaryota, Perkinsozoa, Perkinsida, Perkinsidae. The transcript has 2 exons. Bases 1 to 183 code for a protein of 60 amino acids. The record is from RefSeq and is a predicted model, not a curated record.